AUGUUCUUCCUGGGUAUUUGGCGAGUGUGUGUGGCACCAACACACCCACUUGCUGGACGACUGUACGACUCAAAGUUACCCCUUACCAAGAGAUACUCCGUGCCGUAUGUGGAUCUGUACCAGAUGAAAAAAGGUAACCAUGGUUUUUGGGAUAUUCAGGAACUCGUGGGCAUCAAUGGACGCUUUCUUCCAGCAGAUAGAGUAGAGCCUUUUUCUCAAAUCACGGUCAACGGAAUGCCAUUCGAUACGGUGCGUGACCCCCACUUCUUCUUGAAAGAAGCAUACGGGCCGGACUACAUGACGCCGAUACCACGGAAGGCGUAGAAAACACCAAUAGAGCGCUAGAUAUGUAAUAUACAUUGUUUUUAAACAGGG
Phytophthora nicotianae INRA-310 is the source of this 375-nucleotide messenger RNA. RefSeq lists its product as hypothetical. The record is from RefSeq and is a predicted model, not a curated record. The coding region runs from base 1 to 324 and encodes 107 amino acids. Lineage: Eukaryota; Oomycota; Peronosporomycetes; Peronosporales; Peronosporaceae. The transcript has a single exon.